This is a messenger RNA of Phanerochaete carnosa HHB-10118-sp, 1342 nucleotides long. RefSeq lists its product as uncharacterized. NCBI's taxonomy places the organism in Eukaryota, Fungi, Basidiomycota, Agaricomycetes, Polyporales, Phanerochaetaceae. Gene Ontology annotation, biological process: autophagy of mitochondrion; autophagosome assembly; nucleophagy. Bases 6 to 1115 code for a protein of 369 amino acids. The record is from RefSeq and is a predicted model, not a curated record. Gene Ontology annotation, molecular function: Atg8-family ligase activity. Gene Ontology annotation, cellular component: cytoplasmic ubiquitin ligase complex; cytosol. The transcript has 7 exons.
CCACCAUGCACGCUCUCCAGCAACAAUACUGGGCGGUACGCGACUACUUGAGUCCUGUUCUCAAAGAGAGCAAAUUCAAGGAGCAUGGGCGUAUCACUCCUGAGGAGUUCAUUGCUGCAGGAGACUUCCUGACGUACAAGUUUGGGGUCUGGACAUGGGAGAAAGCCGACCCAGGGAAGACGCGCGACUUUCUACCCGCCGACAAACAGUACCUGAUGACGCGCGGGGUGCCAUGCCUGCGCCGAGCAACGGCUCUCGCCUACACAGACGCAGACGAGGACGCAGAGCGGCUUGUCUCCUUUGGCGAGCUCUCGAGCACGGGCAAGGAGGAAGACGAGUGGGUCGAGACGCACGCUGGUCGCCCCGUGGGCGACGACGGUGUGGCGGACGCGGGCUACAUCGACGAGAUUCCGGACGUCGAAGACGGCCUGGCGCAUGCGAUGGCGAACACAUCGUUAUCGAGCGCGGGGGCGGGCCCGGAUGAGAUCCCGGAUAUUGAUGAGAUCCCGGACAUGGAAGAGGAGGACUUGGAGGAUGAGGACGAUGCGGCUGUUGCAGCACCCAAAGUUACGUCGCCGACUGCCGGGGUCAUCGACGGAAGUCAAGUUGAGGUAGCAAAGGGUAACCUCUUGCAAGUGCGGACGUACGACGUCCUCAUCUCAUACGACAAGUACUACCAGACACCGAGAUUGUGGCUCAUUGGUUAUGAUGAGAACGGCAACCCGCUCACGCCGUCGCAAAUAUUUCAAGACAUAUCUGCCGAGCAUGCGAAGAAGACGGUGACGAUCGAGCCCUUCCCUCACAGCAACUCUCUACAGGCAGCAUCCGUACAUCCGUGUCGGCACGCUGAGGUCAUGAAGAAGGUCAUUGAGCGCAUGAACCAGAGCGUAAUUGAGGAGCAGCAAGCGCAGCGCAAGGGCACGUCCGCAGCGGCAGCCAAGGACAAAGGUGCCCAGAAGAAGUGGCUCUUCCGCCGCGCGAGCGGGAACAACGUCAAGGACGCGCAAGACGAGGAUAUAGAGGGUAUGCGCGUCGACUUCUAUCUCGUCGUCUUUCUCAAGUUCAUCGCAUCGAUUGUGCCCACGAUCGAGGUCGACUCGACGACGUCGUUCUGAUCCCCGUUCCUCCCACCAUCCGACGCUGUAUUGCCCGCGCACACAAUCAUCCAUCCGUUUCGGUCGGACAGUCCUUUUUUGUUUUUCGAUUUGAGAUACAAGUCUGUUGCUAGACGUAUACCAGGUCUUUGGGUUUCGUUACCUUCUUCGAUCCUCCUCCCUGUACCACUUGACUACUCACGAUGCUCACGACGAUGUAUAUAUAGAAUUAUCAGCAAUGGAUUAGG